Molecule: messenger RNA, 1516 nt
Organism: Megachile rotundata (alfalfa leafcutting bee)
Lineage: Eukaryota; Metazoa; Arthropoda; Insecta; Hymenoptera; Megachilidae
Source: RefSeq, a predicted model, not a curated record
GUGAUUGCUGCGGUUACUCGUCACCAGUCGUCACUAUUGCUUAUUGCAGCACUAUGAAUGUACCGCGUUGACUUUGUCAUUCUUAACACCGGUAUCAUGAUUAUCCACAUAUAGAUUAGAUCUUUCGAUGUGUGUAAAGAGCCGUGAUAUAUCUGAAUACAAUGCUAUUUAGUAUUUUCCGCGAUAAAAUGUCUACGUACUGGUGUCAAUACCGGUAGUGUAUACUAGAAUACGCCCACGCGCGUUAAGUGCAUUUUGUUUCAGUUAGAUUUUGUGAAAAUUAUAUCGAAGAAACUUGUAUACGUAUUGAAAAGAGGUUAAAAGAGUGAUAUUUCUGUUGGAAAAAUUACUUCACGUGAUGUACCGUGACAGCUGAUAAAAUUGUUUACUUUGGCAUUUUGUUUUUCGAAUAAAAUAAGAGUGACACUCGGUGAGGAAUUGAUUUUUCAUGCACAUGUGAAUUAACAAUACACAUGUGUGUCUAUUAAACAGGGUGCAAUAAAUAAGGAAUGGGAAUUGACAGUAUGAGAGUCGGAGGAGGCCGAUGUCCUCCCCUCCUUGUUGGAGGACUUCUCGUCGCUUGUUUAAUGCUUAUUUGCAACUGGUGGACUUUAUCUUCUGAAAAUAUUGAAUUAGUUAGACAAAUCGAUGAAUUAAAUGAACAACUUAAAAUCAGUGGCGAAGAAAGAGAUCAGUGUGUUACAUUACGUGGGAAUUUAGAAGAAAGAUUUAAACAUGCAGAAGGUGAGGUGGCAUCUCUUCAUGUGCGUUUGGAACAGCAGGAAUAUUCAAAGAAAAAGAAUGAGGAAUUAGAGUACUAUAAUAAUCUUUGUAAAGGUGAACUGGAUUCAUUAAAAAAGUUAGAUGCUGGUAAAAACGUGACAAUAGAGACUUUAAGACUAGAAAAAAAUAAUUUUAAAACGCAGCUAGUUACAACAAGAGAUGAAAAUAAAAAGUUACAGGAAGAAAUAGAGCAGAUAAAGGAUGAUCUCAAUAAAGCUAAACUUAACUGCGGUACAACUCCUCCAAAGAAAGUUGCCAACAUUUCUCAGCCUGCAAGACCAGUAAUUAACAAAUCUCAGUUGGGUCCUGUUCCGGAGUCAGCUGUAAGAAUAAGCUUAGCUGGUCAGCGUGGUUUGAAAUAUCAUGGAAUUCCAAUUCUUCCAAAAGAUCCACCUGGUGCUGUGCGCCUAAGUCCUCGCGUCUCAGUUACAAUGCUGAAAGUUGAGACAAAUCCAAAAGAUCCAACAAAUAAUGCUUCCAAUGAAGGCACAAUGUUGAACAAUCCAGAAUUAGAAGAAGAAGAUAAAAACGGAAGCAAUAAACAAGAGAAUACAGGAUCUACAGAUGCCAAUCUAAAAGAAACUUUCAGGCUCUACGAAUGAAAACAUAAUUCAGUGCAGACUGAUAAUAAAUAAUAUGUCUCUUGCAGUAACUAAUAAAUAUGUGUCAAACAUUUAUUAAAUAUAUUGAAUGAUAAUGUUUCUUAGAACAAAAAUUAUUUUCAAUGCUUCAC